Messenger RNA from Macaca mulatta (Rhesus monkey), 2619 nucleotides. RefSeq lists its product as uncharacterized. NCBI's taxonomy places the organism in Eukaryota, Metazoa, Chordata, Mammalia, Primates, Cercopithecidae. The record is from RefSeq and is a predicted model, not a curated record.
UGCUGGAGACCCCAAGCGGGCCGCCUCAGGAACGUGUCCUUGGUGUCAGCGGGAGCAGCAGGCCACCUCCUGGGGCUGACACUGGCCGAGAGGUUCCGUGGGCGAUGAGUGCUUUUCCUGUUGGCCGGUGCCGCCUCUGGGCAAUGCAGGGACCCUUGAUGACAGCUCCUGACCCCUUCCAAAGCCGCCUGGCCCUCCUUGAACCCGACGAGAGCAGGUUGCCGGGCCUUCCCUGAGGAAUGUGUUCCUGGCAGGUGGGGACAGCCCCUCCCCCAGGGUGUUGGGUACAGGAUCCUGGGGUGCCUCAGGACACGGUCAGGCCCACUGAACCCCCACACUCCUGGGCCACCUGCCCGCUGGCUGUCCUCUGUGACCCUGUCUCCCCUGAGCCAAGGUGCCCGGCCUGGUCCCCCGGGAAGAACAGUGAGGAGGUCUGGCUCUCCCUGCCAUGGGGGCCUCGGGGGCCUGGACGGGGACGGUGUCCUCCCUCCCCAGGCUGCCCAGCGCCCUCGCUCAGGGAGUGCUCUCCUAGCGGCCUGUUCGGCAGACGGGCACAGUCACGACAGCAGCCAGACCCUGUCCCGGCCCAUGCACCCACCUGGACAGAUCGGCGCCCUCCUAGACUUACUGGCUCCAUUGAGGGUCCCAAAGGGGCUGCCCCAGAGCACCCUGGGGUCUCCAGACCCCUCGGCCCACAGCAGCUACCAGCAGCCCAGGCAGGACCCAGGGGCUUCCGGGCACAGAGGCGCCGCUCCCUGGCUUGUGAGCCUGGGGCCUCUCCAGCCGUCCCCUGUCGGGGGGGCCUCCACUCCUGCUCUGGAUCAAGGUCCUGCCCUCAGGGAGAGCUGGUGCCUUCGGGGGACCGGGCCCUGGUUGCAGUUGGAGAGUGCAUCCAGGGAUGGUGCUCUUCUUGGCUGCCGCCCUGCCUCCCAGGGGCCUCCCCAGACACCCGGCUGCUGUCAGCUGGGGCUGGGGGGUCCUCUGGCCUAGGGGUCAUCCCAGUUUGGGAGUGCCCUUCCCUGGACACUGUGUCCAAGAAGGAUACAUGCUCGCCCUUUGUUGGGGGCCAGGCACAGGGUGAGGGGACACUCGGCCCCACCACCCCUGUCUCCGGGAGCCCUGGCUGGGUACGGUGCCUCUUCUGAGAGAUCCUGCCCGGGACUGGUGCCGCCUGCCUCCCGCACAGUUGGGGACCCUGGCCGGGCACCUCCUGCCAGCCCCCUGCUUCUGUCCUAGCCUCAGCCGGGCCCUGCAAGCUGUCCAUGUGCCUGUGACACCCGGUCCCUCUGCGGAUGUUUGCAAACACCCCUGCCCCCACAGUGAUGUCUGGGGGCCUCUCUGGGCCUUUGUGUGCCGAGUUGAGGGUGGGUGGUGGUGGGGGGGUCUUUCCAUAGUUGCCUACUUCCUGUCCUCCUCGGCCCCAGGUCCAGGGGUGCCCUGCCUGCUCAGUUUCCAGCCUGAGCCCUUCCUUGAGCUGGCCCAGUCCCCUAAGCUUCUGCAGCAGGUUCCCAGAUCCACCCGAGGGACUCCUGGCCAGUGUUCCCAGUGGUGUCUGAGUGCUAGACUCAGUCCCUGGCCAUAGAUUUCGGGGAACCCCGCUCUGAGGGGCCAUUGCUUCUGUUUCCUCUCCAGGUCCCCUCCCAGUUGCCUCGGAGAGCGAGGAUGGGGCUGUCGGGAGGCAGAAGGGAGGGUUGGGGUGCAGAGGUGUGGCUUAGGGGAGGGAAAGUCAACUGGGCUACCGCCCCUCCCUGCCCUCCCUGGACUCAGUCCAGACAUAACCUGCGGGUUGGAGGCCUGUGCACCCUUUAUCUCCUAGUAGCCUGGCAGGUCCUCCUGGGUCUUCCUCAGUGUGGCUGGGUCCCCAGACCAUAGGCCCCAGCAGGGUAGGGGCCCGUGCUCUGCUCUUGUUUUUGCUCCUACUUGCCCGCCCUUCCCGGGGAGGCCGCUGGCCACGACCAUGCCAAUCUCUUUCCCUGCUGCCUGCCUGCCUGGGUGGCCUCCAGCUCACCGCCCUGUGAGGCCUGUGGCCUCCCGCCAGGGCUGUCCUCAGGGGCCUGGAUCCCCCUAGUUUAUCUACCGCCCUUGCUGCCCCACAUGUGUCCCUGCAGCCUGGGGAUGAUCCGGAGGGUUGGGGGAUCGGUGCCCUUGGUUCACCCAGCCCAGCCCUAGGGCGGUUACCCCGGUGGCCCUGCCAGGCAUGGGGCUUGGGAGAGGAUACGAUGGAGCCGGCACAGGGAGGGGGCAGGAGACUCUGGGUGACUCGGGGCAGGAGGGGGUGCCCCAGAGGUUCAGAAUCCUGGGCACACAGUGGGCUGAGCGGACAAGUCGCAGCCUCAGGGGGACCUCCCGUCCUCCCCACUGGCACUGGAUCUUUCUGGGCCUGGCUCUGCUGCCUCCCACCCCCAUUCAGCUGGUGGCUUCUAGAUGCUUCCAGAGUGUGCUUGGCCCCUUUGCCUCUAUGCCAUUGGGCCCAGGGGGAGCAGUAGAGUGGCUGGGGCUGGGGGUGGGACUUCCCCUUUCUGUGUCUUGCUUGCCCCGUGUCUCUCAGUGAGUGGCCGCCCUGAGCCUGGGGCCAGCAGCCCAGCCCCAGUGAGAAAUAAAAGUAGCCAUCCUGCCUGA